Molecule: messenger RNA, 453 nt
Organism: Ostertagia ostertagi
Lineage: Eukaryota; Metazoa; Nematoda; Chromadorea; Rhabditida; Trichostrongylidae
Source: the annotation of a GenBank genome assembly
AUGGUGACAAUAAUCGCAGCUCUAUCGAUCAUCUACUCUCUCAUUGAACUGGCCUACGGAAAUUCUUGCUCUUCUUGCAAAGUUGUUGUUCAAGGCGCAGAAUUCGCUCUGGAAAGCGGCGAGGAUUUGACCAAUUUCGUUGACGAACAGUGCCGAUACCAUGAAAUUCUCUACUAUACUCCUCGCCAACUCGAGCUCUGUAAAGAAAUCGCACCCAAAAUUGUGGCCAACAGCGGGAUUCAGAACAAAUUACGGCAACCCGGCAGCAAGUAUAUGGAAGUUUGCACACGGGAUCUUCGGCUACUGUUAGUGCUCUCAAGUGGACCAGUGGAAGAUUGGUUUCGUUUACAUUUUCUGUAUAAAGAACUCAUCAUUGUUGAUCACAAAUCUCUUUCUUUGAGACUAGAGCUCUUCAUGAAUCAUUCUAUACACGGAAUGAAUCCUUUACAGUGA